GCAAAAAUGUACCUGUGGUUUUCAGACAAGCCAAAUUUGGCAGGAUAACCGGGAACCUGGCAACUCUGAGGAAAAGCGUUCUGUGAUUGGACUGCAAGAGCAGAAGAUUUAGACAAACAAGUAUCAGCAGAUACAGUGCUAUAGGGCGGGACUGUGCUUUGGAUGAUGUUCGGAGAAAAGACGCUAAAAUUGGCUCUCAGAUUGAAUGAAAUAUACAGGUUAUGGUUUGCCCUCCUUUCUUGGACGGAGGGACCAAUGCAGUGAGCACUGUGUCAACCAGCUGGAUAACUGACUCUGACCCAAAGAAACCUCCACACAAUCAGGCAAGAUGAAUAUUGAUAAACCUGGUUGUUCUCCCCAUCAGACCUGUUCUGUAGAGGAGAGCUGCACAGCAUCUUCUCCUACAGACCCUAAGGCCCUAUACAACAUCAAGAGUGUUUUUUUCAGCAAAAUCCAUGAUGAAGUUAGGACAUUCAUGUUGAAGGGACUGCAACAGAGCAUAGAGGAUGUUGUGUCUUUAACGACCACCAAAACCAUUACCACCGAUAUACUGGAUAAUGUGAUGACUCAGGUCACUUGCAUUCUUGCUCACCUGUGUGACUCCACAUCAUCCUGGAGCAGUACUCCACCCAGAAGUGCCAGCCAGGAAUUGGCUACGGAACUAGUUAUUUCCACAGCAAACAAAAUGCGGGAGUACUGGCAUCUAUGCACAGUGUCUGACUGGAUUGGUGCCUCCCUGGUGUCCCCUGUAGAAAUCUUCAGUGCGGUAGACACCUGUUUGUCCCGUAUUGUAUUGGAGGCUCUGAGCUCCUACUUUGAGACCUUGUUGAGCAUCUGCAGUGAGGGGACGUCAGCUGAUGCAUGCAGAAUUGAUUUAGAUACAUCGCAGUGUGACUUCAUUCAGGCUGUGGCUGAUAAAAUUAAGGGUUUCUCAAGUCAGUCCACUAGUGAAACAGGAACCCCAGAAACUAAAGAAGUUGACCUGUCCCUUGAGGAUCUCUCUUCUAGUGAAGAACAUCCAGGUGAAAUUAUCCUGGAGACAAUUUUCAUAAGCUGCCUCAGUAACAUCUGCUCGGACAAGGCAAAGAUAAAAGACUGUCAACCGUUUGAGCGAUUCUGGAAAACUCUUCAGGCCGAUGCCUCAGAGUUGAUCAGUGAUGUCAUCUUUAAAGAGACGACAGAAUUUGUUGAAUCUUGCUCGCCCCUGAGUUUCUCUCCAGAAGCUUGUGCAAAGAUAAAAUAUUGCACACAGUCAGCAUCUUUAGAACUGGUGGACCAGCUGACUUGUGAAUUAGCCACAGCCCUUUCUGAAGAGAUAGCUGACCCCUCUGUUGACCCAGAUCUGUACGAAUCACAGGUCAAGCUGGUGUCUAAACAAUUACAGAGAAUUGCUCGAACCAUCCUUAAGAAGGCUUUGCAGACAAGCUUCACUGCGAGGUCUGAGCAGAGCUUUUCUGUCGAUGAGCUCGCUCAUCUGACAUCUACCCUCCUGAGCGGCUCCAAACAGGUGGUGAAGAGCAUCCUUCGAAGAUUCGAAAAGUGCUUGUCCCGCAAAUUAGCGAAAGAUGUUCAAAGUUCAGAUGAAGCGAAAGAAUUCCUGGAAUCUCUGAGGGAACACCUGGAGUACAUGAACAGCCGGACACUCAAAGACACAGCAGGACUGGACAAAGAAAUAUUUUGUGGCCCCAUGAGUGCAGAUCCUGAAUUUUUCAGGAUGUUUGUCUUUGAGUCACUUUACUCAGCAGAUCAGAUUUCAAAAAAGAAGAAGAAGAAAUUCUUCAAAAUCAGGAUGCCCAAGAUAUUCAAAAGAUCCAGAAAGGUGGUACCAGUUUUGGACCCUUCUACAGCCUUCAUUGAGGAAAGAUCUGUUUCACCUGGGUUAAUUUCAGCACCUUCCCAGGAAGAGCUGUCCAGACCAAUGGAUGACUCAACUGACAGCUCUCCACCAAAGAAGAAGUCCAUCUGGUCUAGGAUUACCAGGGCUUUCUCACAUGUCUCUUGCAAACUGAUAAAGCCUUUAGAUGGCUAAUUUUCCAUCCAUUUAGAGUGUAGAGAAUUGCUUCUGAUUUUCUCAGCAUCUGCCUAUUUGUUACUAAAUGGUUUCAUGUAAAAUAAAAUAAAGGUAUUCUAGAAUAGUAUGGCAAGCUCCCUCCAGGGUGGUGGUAUGUAGCUUGCCAGAGGAAAAUUGGAAGUAUAUUGGGUCUUGUUCAAAUUAUUAGUAAAAGGAUUGGGUAAUUGGGUAUUGCAGAUUAUUGUAAAAGACUAAGGAUGGCAUAGUAGCUUCAAAAAGGUAGUCUGAAGCUCUGCCGAGGAAAUGGUUAGGUAUGUUGGGAUUAUCUAAUUGAUUAUAAGUUGGACUGUAUCCAUUAGUUAUUUUAGGGCUCAGAGCAUCUAUGUACGCUGCAGGAUAAAUUAGAUGAGAGUAGGGAGGAUUUGAAUGCUGCUGCUGUUGUUUGUUUUGCAAUCCGGUGUCGCCCAGAGGAGGAUGGGUCCCCCUUUUGAGCCGUGGUUCCUCUUAAGGUUUCUUCCUCUGAUUCUAAGGGAGUUUUUCCUUGCCCCUGUUGCCUCUUGCUCGCUCACUAGGGGCUCGGACCCGGAUCUUAAGAUGCUUGUAACAACAACAGUUGCUAAAAGUGUUUAACGGCAGAAGCAGAGGAAAUCAGAGGCAAACACAUUUUUUGUGUCAAUGAUUAUUUAAAUAAAAUUAAAAAAACAUAAUUGUAAUACCUUCAA
Messenger RNA from Astyanax mexicanus (Mexican tetra), 2733 nucleotides. RefSeq lists its product as uncharacterized. The transcript has 5 exons. The record is from RefSeq and is a predicted model, not a curated record. Bases 329 to 2029 code for a protein of 566 amino acids. NCBI's taxonomy places the organism in Eukaryota, Metazoa, Chordata, Actinopteri, Characiformes, Acestrorhamphidae.